GCCCGUCCCUCCGCUCCGCCCGCUCUGGCCGCGAUCCCGGUGCCCCUCCCGCCCGUCGCUUGGUUGCGGCGGCGCUUCCGUCCGCGGGGCCGGCCGAAAUGGCGGCGGCCACCGCAGCCUUCUCCCUCUCCUCCGCCUCCUCCUCCUCUGCCACGCUAUUGCGCCCGGGCUGGGCUCCCCUGAGGCGGUGGCGAACCCUCAUCCGCAGCAUCAGCGGCUCCCCUCGCAGCGCCGCCAGCGACGAAGCAACCGUUAUCUCAGGGACAAAACUUGCACACCAGGUUUUGAAAGAAGUUCGAAGGGAUGUGGAGUUGUGGAUAUCUGCUGGGAACCAGAGGCCUCACCUCACUGUCAUAUUGGUAGGAGACAAUCCAGCCAGUCACAUCUAUGUCAGGAACAAGAUAAAAGCAGCUGCUGCUGUGGGCAUUUCUAGUGAGAUCAUACUGAGGCCUAAAGACAUUUCACAGGAAGAACUCUUGGAUAUGACAGUACAACUUAACAAGGAUUCCAGAGUUAGUGGUUUAUUAGUUCAGCUACCUCUCCCAGAUCACAUAGACGAGCGGACGGUCUGUGACGCCAUCGCCCCUGACAAGGACGUGGAUGGGUUCCAUAUCGUGAACGUUGGACGGCUGUGUCUCGACCAGCCUUCCAUAAUCCCUGCCACCGCUGCUGCUGUCUGGGAGAUCAUAAAACAGACGGGAAUACAAACAUUUGGAAAAAAUGUUCUUGUAGCUGGAAGAUCCAAAAAUGUUGGAAUGCCUAUUGCAAUGCUUUUACAUACUGAUGGAAAACACAAAAGGCCUGGAGGUGAUGCUACAGUGACCAUUACUCACAGACACACCCCAAAAGAGCAGCUCAAGAUCCAUACACAGCUUGCUGACAUAGUAAUAGUUGCUGCAGGUAUCCCAAAGUUGAUUACAACUGAUAUGGUCAAAGAAGGUGCUGCUGUGAUUGACGUAGGCAUCAACCAUAUCCACGAUCCCCUUACAGGAAAAACCAAGUUAGUUGGGGAUGUGGACUUUGAAGUAGAUUAUACAGAGCAGCCAAAGCUCUUGAAGCUGAUGCAGACCUGCCUUGAAGAACACCACAGCUAUUGUAUCAAUGGGCUCUGUGCCUUCCACAGCGAACUGAGGAAGCCCAUAUGCAAGUGCCUUGCAGGUUAUAAUGGAGAGAGGUGUGAACAUUUAACACUAAAUUCAUAUGCACAUAAUUCUUACGAGCGCUACAUUGCUGUGGGGAUUGGUAUAGGAAUACUGACCAGUGGAAUACUUGCCAUCAUCUACUACUACGUAAGAAAGAGAUGCAGGAAACUGAAAUCACCCUACAAGUUGUGCGUGGGUGAGACGGCGUUGUGAAGCCCCAGUGCUGGAACACUCACCAAGUUGCCUGCUGAGGAGGAAGGCUCCCUGCACCAUCGGACAGGUACCCCGGCCUGGCUGAGGAGAUGAGCUCAAGGGAACGGCAGAGGAGCGCCAAGGGAACUCCCGCAGGACUGACAGGCUCUGUGUGUUGUUGAAGAAAGACUUGCUCUCUUGGGUGAGGGUGGAGCAUGCUGAGGUCCAAGCAGCUGAGGACACUGGCAGGCCUCUGGGCACUAUCCUGUGCCCAGUGUUUGCCAUGGGGAGGACUGGUUGGUUUUAGCAGUUUUCAAUCAUUUCAAGCACUUGUACAGUGUUUUGUUUUGGUCUCUUGUGUGUUUUGUUUGUUUUUUGUUUUUUUUUUCCUUUUUUUUUUUCUUCUCUGGAGGAUAAGCACCACUUCCCUCACAGCGGAGCUGUAUUCUGGACAUCAUGCACUGACAACUGACCGUUGGGGUUCUGAUUUUGGUGUCUGCUGGCUGUGUAUGUGGAUAAACAGCCCUCUCCCAAUCCAAUGGUUAUCUUUGGUGUGCUGGGCCAAACACGGGCUUCUGGUGCCGUAAAGGACAACAAAUGCUUUGGACUGAGGAAAAUGACUGGUUCUCAAAACCAUCCUUAAAUUAGAAUAUAGAGAGUAAGCAAUUCCUGAAAAAUCAGACCAUGACACCUCUGGGCAUGGUGUGUUUUUAUUAUUUUCAUAAGCAAAGCAACCAGACGCCUUUCUCAAAAUGGAUUAUGGAGCAUGCUUGUGACAAGGAGCUCUCCUCUUCCCAAACAUCUUAAGGCAACUCCUUAGUUCCAUGGAAUUUCAGGCAGAACAUUGCCUUGCUGCACCCUGAUUUCUGCACAAGGCUUCAAUUGCUAGAGAAGCUGCAAUUUUGUUAUGAAACUUCACUACAGUUUUUUUCCCAGGAAACAGACUUUUCUCUGUUCCAUUUGCACAUUAUGGAGACAAUGUGACCACUCAAAUAAGAAAGAAAUUAUUUUAGGGAUUUGGUUCCAUCAUGGACUAACAGAUUGCAUAUCGGAUGCUUGGUUCCAUUCAUCUUAUCUACAAAGAAUUGGGAAGGUACAAAGAUUUGGUUCAAGGAAGAGGGAAGCAAAUGGGUUCUGAAGAUGAUGACGCUACCUGAGAUGUCUCACUGCAAGCUGGAGUGUUUGUCAGUGCUGAUGUGACUAGAGAUGGCUCCCAGAGAUUUUCAUUUCAGCUGUUGCACAUUGUAGACUCAUCUGCUGUGCUCGGCCAUCUACCAGAGAAAGGCAAUUGGUACUUUGAGGUCUUGUGGAGUAAUAUUGGCUCCUAAAUUAAGGUGCCCUGCUGAAAGCUCAGUUUCUUUGUUUUGUGAGUUAAUUUUCACAACAAGGAUGGAUGUUGUUCAUUGAAAAAAAGUGUAUUUGUAAGACUAUGGUGGCAAUGCUGAAAUGUGUAUGAAAGGUGGGGUUUGAAAGGGUAAAGAUGCAUGUGGCACUUGAAUGGUUUGAAGCUCAGGGGGCUUCUCAUGUGGGCAUCCUGAUCAGUAGCUGAGCCAUCUUGGUUCUGUGAUACUAGUAAAUAAAAUGGCACAUCACACACUG
This is a messenger RNA of Lonchura striata (white-rumped munia), 2933 nucleotides long. The record is from RefSeq and is a predicted model, not a curated record. NCBI's taxonomy places the organism in Eukaryota, Metazoa, Chordata, Aves, Passeriformes, Estrildidae.